Molecule: messenger RNA, 4955 nt
Organism: Manacus vitellinus (golden-collared manakin)
Lineage: Eukaryota; Metazoa; Chordata; Aves; Passeriformes; Pipridae
Product: putative homeodomain transcription factor 1
Exons: 22
Cellular component (GO): endoplasmic reticulum
Source: RefSeq, a predicted model, not a curated record
CAACAGCAACGGCUGCGGGAGCGAAGCGUUCUUCCCUCCGUGUGUCCAGUAACGUGUGCUAGAGCUGAAACUCCAGACGAAAAUGGCAAAACCCAGCGAGCUGACAGUCUUAUUAUGAAGAAGAUAAAGAAAAAAAAGAAAAAGAAACACCGGGAAGACGUGAGGGGGAAACGCCUGAAGAUGUACAACAAAGAGGUGCAGACCGUGUGCGCUGGGCUCACCCGCAUCGACAAAGAGACUCUGUCUCAAGGCCAGUGUGACAGCUUGGAAAUGAACAAGGAGUCCUUCAGGUACCUGAAGGAUGAGCAGCUCUGCAGACUGAAUUUGGGGAUGCAGGAGUAUCGGAUACCCCAGGGAGUACAAACACCGUUUGUGACACACCAGGAGCACUCUGUUCGCAGCAGCUUCCUGAAGACUGGCACUAAAUUUAGUAACUUCAUUCACGAGGAACACCAGUCCAAUGGAGGGGCUCUGGUCCUGCAUGCCUACAUGGAUGAACUCUCAUUUUUGUCUCCAGUGGAGAUGGAGAGAUUUGCAGAAGAGUUUCUUGCGUUGUCGUUCAGUGAAAAUGAUAAAAAUGCAGCUUACUAUGCCUUAGCCAUAGUCCACGGAGCAGCUGCUUAUUUACCAGACUUCCUGGAUUACUUUGCUUUUAACUUUCCUAACACUCCAGUGAAAAUGGAAAUUUUGGGCAAGAAGGACAUUGAAACAACAACAAUUUCAAAUUUUCAUUCUCAGGUCAAUCGGACGUACUGCUGUGGCACCUACAGAGCAGGACCCAUGCGGCAGAUCAGCCUGGUCGGAGCAGUGGAUGAAGAAGUGGGGGACUACUUCCCAGAAUUUCUAGAUAUGUUGGAAGAAUCUCCAUUUCUUAGAAUGACUCUGCCCUGGGGGACUCUUUCCAGUCUCCGACUCCAGUGCCGGUCCCAGAGCGAUGACGGGCCCAUCAUGUGGGUGAGGCCAGGAGAGCAGAUGAUCCCCACAGCUGAUAUGCCAAAAUCGCCCUUCAAACGGCGCCGGUCGAUGAACGAGAUAAAGAACCUGCAGUACCUACCUCGGACCAGCGAGCCCCGCGAGGUCCUGUUUGAGGACAGGACGAGAGCUCACGCCGACCACGUGGGGCAAGGCUUUGACUGGCAGAGCACGGCUGCUGUCGGGGUCCUGAAGGCUGUGCAGUUUGGGGAAUGGAGUGACCAGCCUCGUAUAACCAAAGAUGUGGUUUGCUUUCAUGCUGAAGACUUCACUGAUGUUGUGCAGAGACUUCAGCUGGACCUCCAUGAACCUCCAGUGUCACAGUGUGUUCAAUGGGUGGACGAAGCCAAACUAAACCAAAUGAGACGGGAAGGCAUUCGCUAUGCUAGAAUUCAGUUGUGUGACAAUGACAUCUACUUCAUCCCUAGAAAUGUCAUUCAUCAGUUCAAAACAGUGUCAGCAGUCUGCAGCUUAGCCUGGCACAUCAGACUUAAACAGUAUCACCCCGUGGUGGGGGAGAAUUCUCCAAAUGCAGACAGCAAUUCAAGCCUCAACAGUAAUAUUCCUGGAAAGACAGAGGCAGAAGGUGAACCCCAAGGUGUGAGUGUAAAAAUAGAGUCUGAAGACCCAGGUAUAGAAGUUCAGCUUACCCCAGGGGUGCUCUCCUCCUCUGUUUCUUCAAUAUCAGGACUUGUGCAACCAGAUCAGGUGGCCCAGCCCCUUCCAGGUUUUAAAAUAGAGUCUGAUCAGCAACACAAUCCACAGGAUCAUGCAGGCUCUUCUAUUCCAGGCUCUACCUUUGCCAAAGCCAAGCCUGAAAUUCCCUGGACGUCGCUAACGCGGAAGGGGAUUGUGAGAGUUGUGUUUUUCCCCUUGUUCAGUCAGUGGUGGAUACAAGUCACUUCCCAGAGGAUUUUUACGUGGCUCCUGGUGCUCUAUGUUAUGCAGGUGGUGGCGGUGCUGCUCUACCUCCUGGUGCCCGCGGGGAGUGCCAGCGAGGUGAUGGGCCCGCUGUGCCUGAUGCUGCUGCUGGGGACGGUUCACUGCCAGAUCGUGUCCACGCAGGUGAACAGACCUGCCGGGAGCAACGGGCUGAGCCGGCGCCGCAGGAAAUUACGCAAAUCUGUGGGCGUGGAUGGGAACAGUUGGUCUUCUGACAAAAGCAGCAAGGAAGAGCAGUCUGGCUCUGCAUCAGUGCUUACCAAUUUAUCCAGCCUGCUUUUCCAGAGGAGGAACAGAAGAGUGAAGUUGGUAGCUGAGAAAGGGACCGAGACAGAGAGUGGUGUGAGUGUUGUGGGUGAUGGCAUUAAACCCAGGCAGGCCAGAUCUGAGCACAGGCUGCUGCACUCCAAAGAGAAAAGUAAACUUUCUGACGGGGAGAAGAGCCAGCAGGAUGAAGGCACCAACAGGGAUGGCAUUUCGGACGAGCUGUCGAGCGAGGAGGACGCUGUGGCACGAAGGGUCCUGUUACGCCGGAGCAUGGAAGGGGCCUCCAGUGACAACAGCUACGAGGAGAAGAAGAAGAGGCCUCUGCCUUCUCUGAACCAGGCUGUCUCGCAGGUCAAGCAAGCCCUGAAAGGUGCCAGAGACUCUGACAGUGUCGUGGAAUCGGAACUGGAAUCUACGUUGUAUGUUCAGGACUCGAGGCCCUGCCUUGGCGUGGGGUCCCGGAGCUGCAGCGUGAGCCGGCGGGACUCGGAGAGCACCCGGCAGGACUCGGAGACCGAGGACAUGCUGUGGGAUGACCUCCUGCACGGCCCUGAGUGCCGCUCCUCCUGCACCAGCGACAGCGAGGACGCCGCCAGGGACCCCCGCAGGGACCCCAAGGAGGACGUGUUCCAGCAGAACCAUUUGUUCUGGCUGCAGAACACCAGCCCAGCAUCUGCCAAAGUGAGUGCUCUGAUCUGGGAAGGGAACGACUGCAAGAAGGUGGACAUGUCCGUGCUGGAGAUCAGUGGGAUUAUCAUGAGCAGGGUGAAUGCCUACCAGCAAGGAGUGGGGUAUCAAAUGCUGGGAAACAUCAUCACCAUCGGAUUGGCGUUCCUGCCCUUCCUCUACAGGCUCUUCCGCUUGGAUAACCUGGAGCAGCUCUGCUCCAUUUCUCUCAAGGAGCUCUUGUACAUCUUCUGUGGAGCCCCUGCCAGCGCCCCUGUCAUUGUCCUGUCUGCCAUCAACUUCCUGGAAAGGCUCUGCUUAACCUGGAUGUUUUUCUUCAUGAUGUGUGUUGCUGAGAGAACCUACAAACAGAGGUUUUUGUUUGCCAAGCUUUUCAGUCACAUCACCUCUGCUCGGAAAGCCAGGAAAUACGAAAUUCCUCACUUCAGGCUCAAGAAGGUGGAGAACAUCAAGAUCUGGUUAUCCCUUCGCUCCUAUCUGAAGAGACGAGGCCCCCAGAGGUCUGUGGAUGUUGUUGUGUCCUCAGUCUUUCUGCUGGCUCUUUCAAUUGCUUUUAUAUGCUGUGCUCAGGUUCUUAAGGGCCACAAAACCUUCCUAAAUGCAGCUUACAACUGGGAGUUCCUGAUGUGGGAGGCAGCACUGCUUCUCUUUUUACUACGUCUGGCAUCUCUGGGCUCUGAAACCAACAAGAAAUACAGUAACAUUUCCAUCUUGCUCACUGAGCAGAUAAACUUGUACCUGAAGAUGGAGAAGAAGCCAAACAAGAAGGAGCAGCUGUCUCUGGUAAACAAUGUUCUGAAACUGUCCACAAAGCUGCUGAAGGAACUGGAUAGUCCCUUCAGGCUGUAUGGACUGACCAUGAACCCCCUGAUCUACAACAUCACACGGGUUGUCAUCCUCUCUGCUGUCUCAGGAGUUAUCAGUGACCUUCUAGGGUUCAAUAUCAGAUUAUGGAAAAUUAAACCAUGAACUGACAGAACAUCAGCCCUGGGCAUCUCCACCAGAGAGAAGAGAACCUCAGGUGUGGGCAGAAAGCAGAAAACUGAUGGAAAUCUGUAAUUACAGCUUUCAAACAGAUUCUCAGUGUUAUCAGAAGUUUUCUUUCUGCUUUACUGUUCUACACCACCCAGAACCAACUGGUCUCACCAGUGAUGUCAUCCCAUGGCAUGCACACAGAAAAACUGCAUUAAUGGGGCCAAAUCCUGGCAGCUGGCACUGAAACCAGCAGGAACUGGUGUGGGACAUCAAACCCUGAAGCCAUACAAGAGCUGCAGCUGGAGGGACACCAAUGGCUGUGACUGGUGCCACGUUCCUGCAAACCCUGAAUCCUGGAAUGUGACAAGGAGGGAGUCAGCCCUCCCAUCCCAGUCAGCCUUCCUGGAGCUACACUGGAAUAUUGCAGCUCGAUCAUCCUUAGCUGCACUUGUCUGGCUGUGCUGAGGAGAGUCUCAAUCCUUAAAAGCUCCACGUGCUUGAGGCUUUGCCUCUGUCCUGGACCACUGCAGGAUGUGAAUUCCAGCUCAGGAUGUGAAUUCCACCCCUCCCUGCUGCCACUCCAGCAAUACCAGAGUCCUGCUGUUGGCUUAGGCUGGGGCUGCUGCGAAGAAAUGAUGAGUAUUUUUCUGAAAACAUUAAUUACAGGAGAAAAACCUCUCCACAAAUACUACAGGGAAAGUGUUUAUGAGCCGUAGAACAUUUUGCCAGGUCUGUUCCCUGGAACACUCCACUCCAUCCUGUCCUGCCUGAGAACAGCUCUGGCAAAGACCUCCUCAGGUUAGUGUUUAGAAAGGGCAGAGGAGAGAAAGAAAACAUUUUAAAGCUUCUGUUAUAUUUCCCUUCACUGGCUCUAUCAGCUUCUAUUUAUUAGUAAUGAAAAGAGCAAAAACUGAGGAACUUUUCAGAGCUUCAUUCUUUCACAGGAGGGUAAGAUGGCAGAAGCAUUUUUGGUAGUAAAUUGUUUACAGCUAUUUUCUGUACAAGGAAAAGUUGUGAGAUGUAAAAGGAGAUGACAAUUUUAUAUAGCAAAAUGUACAAAUAAACCUACAGGACAAGUAUUUCAUCAUUACCCACUGUUUUCUACAUCUAUA